AUGCUUACAAAAAAAGAGCAAGACAUUGCAAAUGCCAUGCUACUUGUUGAAGUAGCAAAGAAAAUGUUGCAAAAGUUAAGGAAAGAAGAAUGGAAAUCUCUUAUUGCUACGAUAUCUGCAUUUUGUAUCAAAUAUGAUAUUUUGAUACCUCACUUUGAUGAGCCAUAUGUUAGUUCUUUAAGUUCACGUCGUAAAACUGCUGAUUGUUCAGUCAUACAUCAUUAUUGGGUUGAUGUAUUUUGCAAAAUUAUUGAUUGGCAAAUUCAAGAACUUAAUGAAUAUUUUGACGAAGAGACAACUUAUUUGCUUCAUGGAAUUGCUUGUUUGAAUCCAAUUAACUCAUUUUCAAGUUUUGACAUCAGGAAAAUAAUGAGAAUGGCUGAGUUAUAUCCUGAUGACUUUGAUGAAUUUAGUAUGGGUACUCUUGAGAAUCAACUUGCAAUUUAUAUUAUUGAUGUUCGUUAUGUUGAUGAAAGAUUCUCCGAUCUACAUGGGCUUUGUGGUCUUUCAAAAAAGAUUAGUUCAGACAAAGAAGCAUUCAAAUUAUCCUCUUGUAUUUCGCUUAGUGAAACUUGCUUUGCUUCUGUCCGUUGCCACUGCAUCUGUUGA
This is a messenger RNA of Nicotiana tabacum (common tobacco), 609 nucleotides long. RefSeq lists its product as uncharacterized. NCBI's taxonomy places the organism in Eukaryota, Viridiplantae, Streptophyta, Magnoliopsida, Solanales, Solanaceae. The record is from RefSeq and is a predicted model, not a curated record.